AUGGAAAAUGAAACGUCACUUGUAAAUGUUAUGGAAAUUAAUUUAGUUAGAAAUAGUGUUUUUGAACAAAUUCCAAGUAUAAAAGAUAUUAGCAAUCUUGCUAAAACUUGUCGUUUAUUGUAUCUUUAUGCACAAGGAAGUACAUUAACAAAAGAAAUUAUGUGGUUUAGAGAUAUUCAAACUAUUGUCAUUAAACCAAAUGAAGAAAAUAUUCAAAAUUUGAAACCAUUAAAAUUAAAAGAUAUUAUUUUUGAAAAAGAUGGUAAUAUUUUAAAUGUUUUUGAGAGUGCAAAAUGUUUUUUUGGUGAAACUAUUCCCAUAUGGAAUUGUUUAACAUUUAACAUUUGUAAUUCAGUAAUUAAAUUUAAGAAAAGAGAUCGUGUACCAAUAAUUAAAAAACUAGUUAGAGAAAUGAACAUGAAUUGUGAAUUACGGAAGGACGCAAGAAUAUUAAAUUUUUUAAUAAAAUCAAAUGAUAAUCAUCAUAUGAUACUUCAUGCUUUAGGUUAUAUGAAACAUGAUAAUAUUAUUAGAAUUAUAGUUCCAGCAACAAUUUUUAUGUUAGAUUCAUUUUAUAAUAAAAAACUUGAAUGUAGUAUUUUUGAAGGCUUCCCAAAACUUUCUGAAAUUUCAAUUAUAACAGGACCAAAUGUAGGUAACUAUGUUGAUAAUGAUUUUAAAGAACAUAUUAUUGGACAUGUUUUAAAAGAAUUUUCAAAGAAAAAAAAUCCAAAGAUACUUCUUAGUGAUUCUGACUAUGCUUAUGAAAAUUCUCCUAUACUUGUUGAUACAAUUUUAAAACUUGCCGCAAAGUAUCAAAUAAGGUUUACUUGUAAUGGAUAUUACUUGUUUAAUAAGUUAAAUAAAUUUGUCUGUCCUGUUGAAGAAGGUAACCUUACUAUAGGUAAACUUCUAGCAUCUGUAUCACUUUCAUUUUCAAGUUCCAUGACAUUUCCAGAAACUAUGAAAAGAUUACAAUCACAUGCAAAUUUUGAAGAAUUAAAAUUAAAAUUUCAUUUUUUUAAUAUUAAAAAUAUAUUAAACAAAUUAAAUGAAUAUAAUUAUGGUUCAAUAUCUCUUGAGAAUUGUACCAAUCUUAAAGAUGUUCAAUUUGUAUUUACAGAUUACUCUACAAUGAUUAAUUCAUUUGAUAAUUAUGAAUGGAUACAAAAAAUAAGUUUAGAAAAUGUAAAAUGUCUUGCUACAUUGAUGCCAAAUAGUGUUGAAAAAUUGGAAUUAUGGUAUAUUAAUGGAAUAACAAGAGAAGUAACUGAUACACUGGUUAAAUAUAUGCCAAAAAUAAAAAUAUUAAAAACUUACAAAGUAACAAGUAUAGAUUCUGAUUGGCUUAAAGCAUUUCAAAAUUUAUAUGUUUAUAUUUAUUAUGGUAAUACUGCAGUUGAAAUACCAAGUACUGUUAAAGUUUUAAAUAUUCGAAAUACUGAUAUAUAUGGUGGUGGUAAUGAGGAACCUAUAGGACAAGAAACUGUAGAUACCUAUUUAGCUAAAUUUUCUAAAUGUGUUAAAAAUGGAGAAAAUGAUUAUAUUUUCUUUAAUGAUUUAAAUGAUUGGGAAACAUUUAAAUUAACAAUUCGUGAAAUUUAA
Messenger RNA from Strongyloides ratti, 1605 nucleotides. RefSeq lists its product as hypothetical. Lineage: Eukaryota; Metazoa; Nematoda; Chromadorea; Rhabditida; Strongyloididae. The record is from RefSeq and is a predicted model, not a curated record. The transcript has a single exon. Bases 1 to 1605 code for a protein of 534 amino acids.